GCUGCGUUCGGGAGGAGUUAACGGGAGCGCGCACUGCCAGCCAGACAGACGGUCGAGUGGAGCAACAAGGAACAGCAGCGGACCGAGUCCCACGUACCGCGAGUCCCGCAGUUUAGCCGUCGCUUUCUCUUUGUAUUUUCUCCGUGUUGCAGCUGUUUUACCACCUAACGUCAGCAUGCGUGAGAUAGUGCACCUGCAAGCCGGCCAAUGCGGCAAUCAGAUCGGGGCUAAGUUCUGGGAGGUGAUCAGCGACGAGCAUGGAAUUGACCCCACAGGAAGUUACCAUGGGGACAGUGACCUGCAGCUGGACAGGAUCAACGUCUACUACAAUGAAGCCUCAGGAGGCAAGUAUGUUCCACGCGCCAUCCUCGUGGACCUGGAACCCGGAACGAUGGACUCAGUCCGCUCUGGACCUUUUGGGCAGAUCUUCAGGCCAGACAACUUCGUCUUUGGUCAGAGUGGUGCCGGAAACAACUGGGCCAAGGGCCACUAUACGGAGGGGGCAGAGCUGGUGGACUCCGUGAUGGACGUGGUGAGGAAGGAGGCCGAGAGCUGCGACUGCCUGCAGGGCUUCCAGCUCACCCACUCCCUGGGCGGUGGCACCGGCUCAGGCAUGGGCACCCUGCUCAUCAGCAAGAUCCGCGAAGAGUACCCCGACCGCAUCAUGAACACCUUCAGCGUGGUGCCCUCGCCCAAGGUAUCUGACACCGUGGUGGAGCCCUACAAUGCCACGCUGUCCGUCCACCAGCUGGUGGAGAACACAGACGAGACCUACUGCAUCGACAACGAGGCGCUGUACGACAUCUGCUUCCGCACGCUCAAGCUCACCACGCCCACUUACGGCGACCUCAACCACCUGGUGUCGGCCACCAUGAGCGGGGUGACCACCUGCCUGCGAUUCCCUGGCCAGCUCAACGCCGACCUCCGCAAACUCGCCGUCAACAUGGUGCCCUUCCCCCGUCUGCACUUCUUCAUGCCCGGCUUCGCCCCCCUCACCAGCAGGGGUAGCCAGCAGUACCGCGCCCUCUCCGUGCCCGAGCUCACCCAACAGAUGUUCGACUCCAAGAACAUGAUGGCCGCCUGCGAUCCGCGCCACGGUCGCUACCUCACGGUGGCUGCCGUCUUCCGCGGGCGCAUGUCCAUGAAGGAGGUGGACGAGCAGAUGCUCAACGUGCAGAACAAGAACAGCAGCUACUUCGUGGAGUGGAUCCCCAACAACGUGAAGACCGCCGUCUGCGACAUCCCGCCCCGCGGCCUCAAGAUGGCCGCCACCUUCAUCGGCAACAGCACCGCCAUCCAGGAGCUCUUCAAGCGCAUCUCCGAGCAGUUCACCGCCAUGUUCCGCCGCAAGGCCUUCCUCCACUGGUACACCGGCGAGGGCAUGGACGAGAUGGAGUUCACCGAGGCGGAGAGCAACAUGAACGACCUGGUGUCCGAGUACCAGCAGUACCAGGACGCCACCGCUGAGGAGGGCGAGUUUGAGGAGGACGGCGAGGAGGAGGUGGCCCAGGCCUAGACUUCUCCUUCUCAUCCCUCUCUUCUCCUCUCUUCCACUCCUCUUUCCCUUCAUCUCUAUCCAUUUCUCAUAUUCUUUCCAUCAGCCUCACAUAAGUACUGCAUAUCUUUUCCUUGGUCCAGUCCUUUCUCCCCGCUGCCCGUAGGGGUCCAUGUUGUUUUUCGGUGAUUAUGGUCUACGUUGUGAUUGAGUUAGAGAUUAGUAGUGCUUGUGCUGAAGCACUGGUCUUUCCACUGCAACUCAUACACGCGCACACACACACACUGAAACACACACAGAAAAACACACACGGAAACACACACAAACAGAAACACACACACACAAACAGAAACACACACACACACACACACAUACAAAAACACACAUUAUUCCCAUUCCUGCUAGCAGCCUCUUCCCAUGUCAUCAUGAUGUGAUGAAUAUGUAUUUGCCCCCUCCUACUUUCUCACUCAUCUUGUCAUCCUGACAAGAGGUCAUUUCUAACCCAAGGGCACCUUUACAUGACUGGAACAACUAGGCACUGAUUGAAUAAAAGUUGUGAGUAAAAACAAA
Molecule: messenger RNA, 2065 nt
Organism: Clupea harengus (Atlantic herring)
Lineage: Eukaryota; Metazoa; Chordata; Actinopteri; Clupeiformes; Clupeidae
Product: tubulin beta-4A chain
Biological process (GO): microtubule-based process
Cellular component (GO): microtubule
Molecular function (GO): structural constituent of cytoskeleton; GTP binding; GTPase activity
Source: RefSeq, a predicted model, not a curated record